AUGGCAGCUGUAGAUCCCAGACUCUUCCCCCGACGUGUGCGGUACGCCGCCCUUCUCGCCGUCAAUGUAUACGUUUUCAUGGGUAACAUGUAUUCGGUGAGUGUUGAUGUCUGCAACAUUGAAGCCCUGCAUCCUAACAAUCUUUCCCAUACACAGUCGGGAAUUGCGACGGGAUUUGAGUCCCUUGCAAUCUAUUUCCACGCCGACAAUGACCAGCUAUCGGCCCUGAUCGUAUAUUCAGUGCUGGCAAUGGGUCUCGCCAACUUGUUCUGGAUGCCGCUUGCGCUGUGCUUUGGGAAGCGCCCUGUUGUACUCGUAUCUAUGGCGAUGUUCCUUGGCGGCGUCAUUUGGAGCGUAGUUGCUCAGACCUACGAUAGUCUGCUUGCUUCGCGAGUCUUUGCUAGUUUCGGAUAUGGCGCUAUUGAAUCGCUAGGACCCAGCAUCCUCGCAGACAUCUUCUUCGAGCGGAACUAUGCCAGUGCUAUGGCAGUUUACGCUGCGUUCCUGUCCGGUGGCUCCCAGAUUGGGCCCAUGAUUGCCGGUUACCUCAUUGAGGCCCGUGGCUGGCGGUGGUUCUUCAUUCUCUGCGCUAUCAUCGCGGCAGUCAACUUCGUGACCGCCAUCUUCAUGCUGCCAGAAACCAUCUACGAGCCAGAUGAGCAGCCCGCAACCGCUGAAGAAAACGAAGAAAUCGAGAAGGGCCUUGACAGCCACCUUGAGACGAUUCCCACCAGAUCGCAGGUCGGCGACCGUGUGAAGAUGGACUACGGAGAGUAUUUCAAGGGACUCUUCACCCUCAACAUCACCAAGGGGGCCAAAGAAAAGGGCGUCUUCAAAUUCUUCGCCUAUCUCCUCGUACUUCCACUCCCAUUGUUGCUGGUCCCCGGCGUAUUGAUUGCGUCAAUCAUGUACGGUGCUGUCCUUGGCGGUAUCGUCGUCAUAUCGACACUCUCUCCUAGCCUCUUCUCUCCCCCGCCGUACCUCUUUACCUCUUCUGAGCUUGGCCUCUUCACCCUAAGCAGCUUCAUCGGCAUUGUGAUCGCCUGGCCCAUCGCCGGUCCUCUCACUGAUAUCCUCUCGCGCUGGCUUCGCAAGCGCAACGGCAAUGUUCACAAGCCCGAGCACCGCUUGCCGGCGCUGAUUUUCCCAUUUCUCGUGUGUCCGGUCGGCUUGGUAGUCUUCGGCUACACCGUCGCCAGACAAGAACACUACGUUAAGCCCGCUGUAGGUGCUGCUAUCUCCGCUGCCGGUUUGACCCUGGUGCCUUCUGUCAUGCUCUCAUAUGUCGUGGAUUCAUACCCACGAGCUAGUGGUGAGGCGCUUGUUCUGGUCAAUGCGUCGAAAAAUGUGGUGGCUUUUGGAUUGGCCAAGGGCGCAUAUGCUUGGAUGGCCCAGGAGGGCGUCGAUAAGAUGUUCUAUGAACUUGCUGGUAUUCAGUGGGCCUGCAUUUUCCUGGCAUUGCCACUGUAUAUUUUCGGGCCAUGGAUGCGAGCUCGGACGCAGAAGGUGCUCUAA
Molecule: messenger RNA, 1515 nt
Organism: Penicillium canariense
Lineage: Eukaryota; Fungi; Ascomycota; Eurotiomycetes; Eurotiales; Aspergillaceae
Product: putative MFS transporter
Exons: 5
Coding region: 1-1515 (504 amino acids)
Biological process (GO): transmembrane transport
Molecular function (GO): transmembrane transporter activity
Source: RefSeq, a predicted model, not a curated record